Messenger RNA from Bactrocera latifrons, 218 nucleotides. RefSeq lists its product as uncharacterized. The record is from RefSeq and is a predicted model, not a curated record. NCBI's taxonomy places the organism in Eukaryota, Metazoa, Arthropoda, Insecta, Diptera, Tephritidae. Gene Ontology annotation, molecular function: protein binding. The annotation marks the transcript as partial. The transcript is spliced from 2 exons.
GUAGCUGCACAUAAUGGUCACAGUUAUCUGUUAGGCGAUUGGAGUGGUAACAGAACUGUUGAACGUUAUGAUCCUCAGCGAAAUACAUGGUCUAAAUCUAAGAUUUGCUCUUUGCAUGGCUAUGGUUAUAAAUGCCUACCGCUAGACAAUGCUGGCAAGACAUGUGUAUCAGUCUAUGACAAGGAAGAUGACCGUUGGGGCCAAAGGUGCGCAUAACC